Molecule: messenger RNA, 1491 nt
Organism: Salvelinus namaycush (lake trout)
Lineage: Eukaryota; Metazoa; Chordata; Actinopteri; Salmoniformes; Salmonidae
Product: gap junction alpha-9 protein-like
Exons: 1
Coding region: 1-1491 (496 amino acids)
Biological process (GO): cell communication
Cellular component (GO): connexin complex
Source: RefSeq, a predicted model, not a curated record
AUGGGGGAUUGGAAUUUCCUUGGGGGGAUAUUGGAGGAGGUGCAUAUCCACUCCACUAUGGUGGGAAAGAUCUGGCUCACCAUCCUAUUCAUCUUCCGCAUGCUGGUGUUGGGUGUGGCGGCCGAGGACGUGUGGAACGAUGAGCAGGCCGACUUCAUCUGCAACACGGAGCAGCCCGGGUGCCGGAACGUCUGCUACGACCUGGCUUUCCCCAUCUCCCUCAUCCGCUUCUGGGUCCUUCAGGUCAUCUUUGUCUCAUCACCCUCACUGGUGUACAUGGGCCAUGCUCUCUACCGCCUCCGAGCCCUGGAGAAGGAGCGGCAGAAAAAGAAGGUCCUGCUACGUCGCGAGCUAGAGCUGGUGGACGUGGACAUGGUGGCGGCUCGGAAAACGAUUGAGCGAGAGGUGAGGCAGCUGGAGCAAGGCAAGCUCAACAAGGCUCCGCUGUCGGGGUCCCUGCUGCGCACCUACGUGGCCCACAUCAUUACCCGCUCCGCCGUGGAGGUAGGCUUUAUAACGGGCCAGUACAUCCUCUAUGGCUUCCAGCUCUCCCCUCUCUUCAAGUGCGAGCGUGAGCCUUGCCCCAACGCGGUGGACUGCUUCGUUUCCCGGCCCACAGAGAAGAGUGUCUUCAUGGUCUUUAUGCAAUGCAUCGCUGUAGUCUCCCUCUUCCUAAACAUCUUGGAGAUCAUGCACCUGGGCUACAAGAAGGUCAAGAAGGGCAUCCUGGACUACUAUCCACACCUGCAAGACGAGCUUGACGACUUCUACUCAAGCAAAGCCAAGAAAGACUCCGUGGUGCAUCAGACAGGCAUUGCUUCCUCCGGCUGCAAUCCCACCAUGGCCUCCGCGCCCAGUGGCUACAACCUCCUACUGGAGCGGGCCCAGGAGGGUCACACCUACCCCCCCCUUAUCAACCCCUCUGCCUUCCUCCCUGUUCAGGGUGAACUGGCUGGUAAACGGAGCGUGGAAGAACUCAAAGAUGCUGCACAUAGCCCGACGGAGCACAACUCCAACUCCAAUAACACCAGCAGUGACAGCCGCUCACCGCCCUGCGACUCAGUGACCCCGCCAAAGCAGGAGGAGCCAGAGGAGUCUGCACACCUUCCCCCUCACAGCGAGGAAGAGAAGAGGGGGAGCCCAGACUCUCCCAGGCGCCCAAGGGACGCAUCUCACGCCUCCUCCUGCCCGACAUUGCUAGUAGGCGCCGGAAGGAAAACAUGGAGGGGCAACGCUCCCUCAAAUUGUUCCACAGUGGUGGAGGGCAAAAGCUCAGACACAGAUUCUUAUGGGGGUGCUAAGGCCAGUGGUGGGUACCAAGCCCGGACUGCAUCGAAAUCAGAACCCAAAAUGCGUCCCUCCACCCCAGACUCACUGGGGGACUCAAGUUCAGGGUCACAGCACAGUCCGAGACCACCCUCUUCCAAUCGCCGACCAUCAUCCACAAGCAACGCAAGUAGUAGGCGAGCCCCUACAGACUUACAAGUCUGA